AUGACAGCUUAUAUGCUAUGGUUUGCCAAUCAUUUGAAUGCUUUCAGAGUUGCGGAGUUUGAAAGUUUGGCAUCACUUCUGGCCAUCGAUUUCCAGUAUAUCGAAGAGCCCUCUGAUAAGCCGUUCAUUUUGUUCACCUCCGAAGCCGGCGAUGAAAAACUUAGACAAUUAAUGUCCAGAACUGUAUUGGCUCGCAGUCUAUACGAGUUAUGGACUAAUUCCAGUGAUUUGGAUCAGUUUCCCGAAGACGUCCGCAACAGUCCGCACAUUCAUUUGCCUCAAUACAAGUGGAGUUCGUUUCGCAUUCAAGUGGAGGGCUAUAACAAAAAGCUGUCGAUUGCGGCCAAAGUCGAAAAGAUCGAAAACAUAGCCUUUUUGCCAUUUGAAGGCAAAAUCGAUUUAAGAGAUCCCAACUAUAGUUUCCAUCUCUUUGAGUAUUACGGCAAUAAUCCCAACGAAAUUCUUGAAACACCGCAACAAAUACUAUUCAGUCGACACCUCUUCGACAGCAAUCGCAAGAAUGUCUCGAAAUUCUCUUUAAAACAAAGGAAAUUCAUUGCCAACACAUCAAUGGAUCCAAUGUUAGCGCUUCUGAUGGCUAACAUCGCGAAGAUCUCGUCCGGAGAUAUGGUUGUCGACCCUUUUGUCGGCUCCGGUAGUCUAUUAGUGUCGGCCGCCUAUUGCGGUGCUUACGUCAUGGGAACAGAUAUCGAUUAUAAGUUGAUUCACGGGCUGACCAAACCUUCGCGCGCGUCCGUCAAAGAGAGAGACGCCGACGAAAGUAUUCUCUCGAAUCUGAAGCAAUACAAUCUGCAGAACCGAUACCUCGAUGUCAUAAUUGCCGAUUCGUCGCAACCGUUUUGGCGCACGACUGGACCGGCGCUCCAAUUGGACGCCAUUAUAACAGACCCGCCGUAUGGCAAACGAGAGUCACGGGAAAGGGUUGGCUCCGAACGGCAAUACACAAUACCCGACGAGUUGAUCGACGGACACAUUCCAUCCAAAGUAGAGUAUAGUAUAUGUGAUAUAUUCGGCGAUUUACUGGCAUUCAGUGCCAGACAUUUGAAAAUCGGCGGCCGAUUAGUGUUUUGGGUGCCCUUUUCGGCCGACAAAACUGACACCAAUUUCGACAUCAGUCGCGAAUGUCAUCCGUGUCUGCGAGUGAUAUCAAUCAGUGAACAACAAUUGUCUACAUAUAUGUCUCGUAUAUUAAUAUCAGUGGAAAAGUUCAUAGAAUACACCGAAAUGAUGGACAAAUCGUGUGAUAAUAAUAAUAAAACUCAUAAUAAAUCCAUUAAUAACUCAGAAAAAUAA
Medioppia subpectinata is the source of this 1314-nucleotide messenger RNA. NCBI's taxonomy places the organism in Eukaryota, Metazoa, Arthropoda, Arachnida, Sarcoptiformes, Oppiidae. The record is from the annotation of a GenBank genome assembly.